This is a messenger RNA of Loa loa (African eye worm), 165 nucleotides long. RefSeq lists its product as hypothetical. Bases 1 to 165 code for a protein of 54 amino acids. The record is from RefSeq and is a predicted model, not a curated record. Lineage: Eukaryota; Metazoa; Nematoda; Chromadorea; Rhabditida; Onchocercidae. The transcript has a single exon.
AUGCGGGAAGACGACGAAAGGAUUGUACGAAAGAAGAAGGAAGAGGAGGACGCACAGAAGUAUGAGCAAAAUUAUAGGCAGCUUGGGAAUCAACAAAAAAGGUUAUUGGCUUAUGGGACCGAUAGAAACACUUCAACCCUUUCACUCAUCCCUCAAAAACUGUGA